GCGCAGAACUUUUGAUUUUAUAAUUAAGACAGUGUUAGAUCAAAUCGGGUUUCUUGAACUGCGUGACAAUGCAAUUCUUUUAAAUAUGGAUACAAAACAUGUUUAUUGUGAUCAUUGUUAUCCUAUUGCUGCUUCUCUUUGUGGGCAAUCCAUUCAUUGAUGAAAAUAACAACAUCGGUUGACGCUGUCGUCAGCGUUCAUAUAUAUGCUCGUGAGCAAACUGGAAUAUAUUUAAGUAAAUGAUGAGGAAUAAAUAUUGGUUAACAGUUCUUAAGUGCCAGAGUGCUGGGUGCCACUUUCCGAUCAGAAAAAAUAAUAAUCUGUAUGAUCAAUAAAUGUGUGAGCUGUUGAUGCCAUCGUGCAGUUGAUUUGCACGCAGAGAAGAUGCCAAAACUUCUCUGGCGGAACAGAGACGCGACCGGCGGAGACACCAGCGCCCUCAGAAGACCUUCUCCCCCUCCUUCCCCUCCUGCAGGAGAUGCUUUCUCUUCACCGCCUCCCUUCAGCAAGCAACCCGGCCUCCUCAGCGGUGUUGGAAAGACCGUAGCUCGCUCAUCACGAUCGGGAUCACCCUUAGCUUCCUGGCCAAACAGUCAGCUCCUGCUCGCCAGAUCUUCGCCAGUUCACUCAUCUAUCCCAUUAAGUGUCCCAAAUAACUCUUUCAACGGCCACAUCGGAUUCCCACCGCAGGAACAGCUUACUAAUACCAUCAGCCACAGGAGAAAUUCUCGUCUGGAUAGGCUUUCCAUCACCGGUCCCAAUAACAGCUUUCCUCCGAGCAGUGGCCAUCUCAAGUUAAGCCAGUCACCCCCGCAGCACCGGCACAGUCUGCAUUUUUUCACCUCCCCCACGGGGGACGAACAGCUGCACGCGCCCAUCGGGUUCCUGCAUCGCGGCUUCAAUGGCGGCAACGCGACGGCUCCCUUCUACAAGUCGUCCAUCAGCACGCCCAGCCUGAUCAGCGAACACUUUGGCCCCAGCAUAGUUAACAACGAAAUAUUAUCGCAAACCUUCAAGAUACCACCUCGAGACAACAGUUUUGCUGGUAAUAAUAACCAUAACAGAGAAAACGCUUCGUUUCUGAAUAAAGGAGCUUUUCGGAGCUCUUCUCCUUUGGCAAACGCUCCACAUCUCGACUCGGACAUCAAUCACGUUGUGAACGAUUUGCAGAAUCACGAAGCACCGCAGCAUCUAGAAUUUGCUAACAGCGCGUUCAGUGAACUUCACAGUCGUAUCUCCCCAAACGGGGACAUUUUUGGGACAGAAGAGACAGCUGGGGACAUUGCCAAGAUGGCCGCGCAGAGGGACCAACUACGCGGGGGUCGUCACAUCAGAGGCAUGAUGGGGCCUGUGCAGGGGAAGGAGGAUGACAAAGUUGGGGGAAGAAAAUCCUUGAUCAGCAGAAGUCUCGGAGACGCGUUGGCCGAGAAAGACCCCAAUUCUUCACUCUCGUUAUCCGGAACUGGAGUGACCAGGCCAUUGCGAAGCCUCGUAGACUCUGGAGAGGCGCACGCAAAUUUAGGAACGACGAGCAAUAUUCAGACAAAUGGCCGCGAGUCGAACUACGAACGGGAUGGUAACAAGAAACUUCUCGCCGACAUGACUCGGGGUGACAUCAUGACUCAGUCUCUCCGCCGUCAGACCAAGAAGACGUCAAAGUCAAGUUUUGCGGACAUAGCAAAUAAAGCAACUUUUGAAAAGGAUUAUGGAAUGACUUUGCGUGGAGAUUCGCCUGAGAAAUUCUUAAUGUUUAAUCCAGACGACUCUGGCUUUUCCCUGUCGGAGAUCAGCAGCCGUUUUAAGGACACUAGGAGAAGUAAGAAGAGUUUACCUGAUAAACUACCGAGCAGUCGGGAGGACGUGCAAGUACUGAAUUUGCAAGGAUUCAUGGACUCUUCCAUGGUAUCAACGCCCAUGUCAAUUUCCUCGCCAAAUGCAAUAGAUAUCAAGAAAAAAAGCAAGCGAAGACGAUCAAAGAAAGGAGACGAUUUCAGCCGCGAACCAUCGCGCCGAGGACAUGGCAGCCGCCGUAAGCCGAGUAUCAGAUCCAAGAAUCGUGGAUACGAUGACGACGAUGAGGACGAAGUUGCCUUGCGGGAUCUUGACGAGCUGGACGACGAGAUGAGUGGUCUGGUGGCAGGCCCAAAACUGAGCUCCAGUGACCCAACGGGUGUACCGAUCACCAUGGAAGUUGCGAGUGGCUUACGGAAGAUGCUUACCGGAAAUCCAGCUUCUACAUUGCCAUUAGAGUGGAUGACCCAGAACUUCCAGGUCAAUCUAAAGCCAAAUUUGGCAUACGGACUUGUCCAAAAGAAGGGCGGACCGUGUGGAGUGCUCGCGUGCGUACAGGCGCACAUGAUGAAGUGCCUCAUGUUCGGCAGCUUCUGCUCGCCCUACACGAGCCCCGCCAGCCCACUCAGGCCCUCCAGCAGCGAGUGGGGCUGGGCCCUCACCGUAGCCCUCACUGAGAUCAUCUGGAGGGCUGGCGGAGGGGAGAGAGCCGUGCUCGCUCUGCCAAACAUGUUCGCCCAGUUCACGGAGCAUGGCGUGGGGCGGUACUCAAUGGACGGGGUGACCGAGACUCUGAGUCUGUUCACGUACACCACGCAGGCGCAGUUGCUGCUCAGUCUUGAGAAACAUUUAGGCGUCUUCACCAGACCUGACGCUCCUGCAUGUGUCCUGCUGCUCUACUCCGUCAUGUUGACGCGAGGGCUGGAGGCGAUGGCCGCGGACAUGGAUGCCGACAACGUGCACCUGAUCAACAGUCACGGCUACGCGUCUCAGGAGGUUGUCAACCUCUUGCUCACAGGCCACGCCUCCACCAAUACCUUCGAUGGGGACACUAUCAUAGGCGACACGAUAGCGCCGCCCCGCGCCAGCCUCGUGCAGGAGGACAUCAGCGCCAGCGUGGCCAGGCUGACGCUCCGGGGCGUCCAUCACCGCGCUGACGUCGGCCUCCUGUCGCUCUUCGAGCACUACGGCUCCUGUAAAGUGGGUCAUCACCUGAAGUCACCCCUGUACCCGGUGUGGGUGGUGUGCAGCGAGAGCCACUACACGUGUCUCUUCUGCCGCAACCCUGCCAUCACUUCCGACGACCCCCCCGACACCUCCUUCGAUAUGUACUACUACGACGGCCUCGCCCUGCAGGAGGACGAGAUCCGUCUCACCAUAAAGCUUGGAAGCGAUGAAGGCUGCAGCAGCACGACGCUAGUGCCGCCCCUGGAGCACUGCAUCAGGACCAAGUGGCCCUCUGCCACCGUCGACUGGCACAGCACUGACCCGCUCCUCUAGAAUAUCAUUUACAAAUUAUAUCUUUUUUCAGUAGGGAAUUCUGAGCGAAAUCGCCGUGAAACUCCACAGAUUUGCGUUGAUUUGAGUUCAAUAGUAUUAUUAGAGUCGUAUUUUAGAGCGAUUAAUGUUUAGAUGUUUAUGAACAAUAUACAUGACAACCUUUUUCGGAGAGUUUGUUGGUGGCAGAAUAUUUUUCGAAGUUUUUUUCGUUAUGUGACAAUCAACACAUUGGAAAUUUGAAAUAAAUCAUAAAUUAUGCAAUGUAUAUUUUUAACGUAAUUUUUGUUUGCAACUUUUGUUCCUUACACUUUAAUAUCUCUCAAUGGCAUCUUAUUGUAUGUAAUAUAUUCGAGAAAAUUGAUAGAAUAAGCGGCGUCGAUGAUACGGCCUCUGAUUGUUAUGACAAAUUUUGGUCCUGAUAUGCGUCCGUAGCGCAUAACUUGCAAGCGGCGAUUGAAUGCAUAACGUAGGCGUAAGUAUAGCUUGAAGUUCUUGUGAGAAAACUAAACCAAACACGAUCGUAAUGCUGGGCUACAAAAUGUGAGCUCUCGGCCUCCAUCUUUACUUAGAUGCUACAAAUAUUUUUUCAAGUGUUCGUGUACCAUUUAGUUUAGUUGCUUUCAAGCGACGUCGUGAUUUUUAUGACUCACUUCUUACCAUGACACACUUCUUACCAUGACUCACUUCUUACCAUGACACACUUCUUACCAUGACACACUUCUUACCAUGACACACUUCUUACCAUGACAUACUUCUUACCAUGACACACUUCUUACCAUGACACACUUUUUACCAUGACACACUUCUUACCAUGACACACUUCUUACCAUGACACGCUUCUUACCAUGACACACUUCUUACCAUGACUCACUUCUUACCAUGACACCAGGUGCGCCUGAAACCCUGACCUGUUAGCUGUACGUAAAUUUUGAGGAAAUUCCCACGUGAUUUCCGGUGUAAUUUUCAAAAGGUGUUUUUUUUACAGGAGUGAAAACGUUGUUUGUAAAAUCUCGCGACUUUUGAGUUAUAACAAAUAUUUGGAAGUAAAUUAGCGCGUGAGGGUAAAUAUGUAGUAGUGAAUCAUCGAGAAUAAUCACUGAACGUUGAAAGCUAAGUAAA
Molecule: messenger RNA, 4410 nt
Organism: Hyalella azteca
Lineage: Eukaryota; Metazoa; Arthropoda; Malacostraca; Amphipoda; Hyalellidae
Exons: 11
Coding region: 385-3291 (968 amino acids)
Biological process (GO): protein K48-linked deubiquitination
Molecular function (GO): cysteine-type deubiquitinase activity; K48-linked deubiquitinase activity
Source: RefSeq, a predicted model, not a curated record